This is a messenger RNA of Trichomonas vaginalis G3, 879 nucleotides long. RefSeq lists its product as uncharacterized. The record is from RefSeq and is a predicted model, not a curated record. NCBI's taxonomy places the organism in Eukaryota, Parabasalia, Trichomonadida, Trichomonadidae. Bases 1 to 879 code for a protein of 292 amino acids. The transcript has a single exon.
AUGACACAACAAGAAGAUAAGAGAUGGGUAAAAGCUUUUCAAGCUAUAAAAAGAGAAGGCGGAGAUGAAUUGUAUAAAAUUUAUGUAAAACAUCUGACAGCUGGAUUCAAAAAAAGCGAGUUUGUUGUUAAAUUAAAAGAGGAGAAUGAAAGAAUCUUAGAUCAAUUAGGAAAAGCAAAUAAAGAAAUAGUAAAUUUAAGAGAAAAAUUGAAGAAAUAUGAAUCAGGUGGAAAUCCAACACCAAGUAAAGACACAACUGGUGGAUAUGGACGACAACAAUCAAAACCAUCCGCUAAUCCUAAUGUUAAAGCAGAAAUGGAUAAAUUAUCUAAACUUAAUGAUGAGAGUUCUAAGAAAGUUAAAGAAUUACAAGCAGAAGUUGAUAAAUAUAAGAAUGCAUUAUUAGGUAAAGGUAAUGAAAGUGAAGUUUUAGAUUAUUACGCACAAGUUGGACCUGGUAUAACUGACAAAUUAAAUCAAAAUGAUGGUUUUGAAAAAAUUAAUUCAACAGUUGCAACAAUUUUCGAUGGAUUAACACAAUGGAUACAACAAAAAGCCGGAGAAGUAAAUGAAUUACAACAAAAUGUUCAACAAAGUGCUAAUAUUGAUGUUGAUGCAUAUCAAUCUAAAAUUGAUGAACUCACUAAUCAUUUAACUGAAAUACAACAGAAAUUAGUAGAAUAUUUACAAAAUGAAUUAAAUAAUAUUGAUGUCAAUGAAGCAUCAAGAAAGAAAUCAGAUUUUGAACAAUUAAUUUCAAAUGAUGAACCAAUCUUAAAUCAAGUUGAUUUCAUUCUAAAUAUGUUUACAAAUGAUUUAGCAGUAGCAAGAAACAAAUUAGGUUCAAUCGAUCAAGAGAAACGCUAUGCUCACUACUAA